UUUAGUUGUAAUUCGCACCUACUCCAUCACUCCGUGAUGGAGUUGGGUGACGAAGAAGGCCCCCCAGACUGGGGAGGUACGAGUUCUUCUUCCAGGAAGAAAUCCUCUACGCCUCGCCCUUCUAAGCGACCUGCCGAAUCUGCAAUAGAAUCGGAACCAAAAAAAACUUCUCCCCCAUCGGACUCAAUCCAAUCUGUUUUUCAUCGUCCGGGUUUUGAACCGGACUCUAUCAUUAAAUAUACCGACGAAGACGAUGCUCCGUUUAUCGUAUAUGUUACGAGGAUGGAACCCGAUCCUUCUGCGGGUCUAUCUAUUAAGCUGCUUAAAUUUGCUCAAUUUCUGCAUCAAAAUUCUGUCAGUGGUAUCAAAUCUGGGGGACUUAAACUCAUGGGCAGGAACAAAAUUUCAAUCGAAUUUACAGAUAGGGACUCUGCCAAUUCUUUUUUAGAAAAUCCUUUAAUCCCAAAUAAUAAAUAUACUGCGUCUGUCCCGAGAUUCAAUAUCUCUCGCAUGGGAGUUGUUAGAGAUAUCCCUACGGACUGGACUCUUGAAGAAUUAAUUAAUAAUAUUUCUGUUCCGCCCAACUGUGGUCAGGUAGUAAUGGCCAGACGUCUUAACUCCAAAUCAAAGAAACCUGACUCCUCCGUUUCCUGGUUCCCAACCACUACUGUUGUCCUUACUUUCCGUGGACAUGUCCUCCCGGAAAGAGUUUUUUGUUUCCAUACCUCUCUCCCUGUAUCAGUCUACCUCCUCCCCACAAUCCAAUGUAGGAACUGCUGUAAAUUUGGUCAUAUCAGCAAACAGUGCCGCUCCAAACCACGCUGCUAUAGGUGUGGCCAAUUCCAACACUCAGGUGAUUCAUGCUCCUCAGAUGUUCCUUUAUUAUGUUUAUUCUGCGGGAAUUCCCAUCUUGCUACUGACCCAUCCUGCCCCGAACAUAUUAGGCAGAAACAAAUAAAAGUUAUCAUGGCAAACGAUAACAUUAGUUACUCUGAGGCAGCAAUGAAAAUUCCUCAAAAACGUUCUUUUUCACAAGUUGCUGCUGCAGAUACCCCUGCUUCCUCCCAAUUCUACUCCUCCCAAUCUCCAGUCUCCUCUCCACAACGCCCACCAAACCCUCCCCGCUCUUCAGCCCCCAAUCUGUCUUCCUCUUACAAAAAAACGAUUACAAUUUCCCCUAAAACCAGACCAGAGCUUGGUAAGUCUUAUGACAUUCAGGCUCUCAGAGAAAUUACCGCAACUCCAAAAUCUUCCCUUCCCAAUGGUUGUGCGUGUUCUUGCCAACACCAGGACCCUUCCACUGCUUUAUCUCCAAAUGAUAACCUAUUUGAGAUUUUAGCAGACGCCCUUAUCCAAUUUUUAUCACGAGAUGUUGAUAUGUUACCGCCCAAUAUCAUUUCUCGUCUUCAACAAAUAAUCGUUCCCAUCCUUUCCAAACAUAAUGGACCAAGUUCUUCUUCAGUGGAAUACUAG
Amyelois transitella is the source of this 1473-nucleotide messenger RNA. RefSeq lists its product as uncharacterized. The transcript has a single exon. Bases 37 to 1473 code for a protein of 478 amino acids. NCBI's taxonomy places the organism in Eukaryota, Metazoa, Arthropoda, Insecta, Lepidoptera, Pyralidae. Gene Ontology annotation, molecular function: zinc ion binding; nucleic acid binding. The record is from RefSeq and is a predicted model, not a curated record.